UGUGACAAUAUAUACAUAAUAUCACACGCGUGAAUAUCUUACAUUUCGUAUAAAUAAAAUUGAUUGUGUAUUUCAUUCUCCUUCAGUUUUCUUAGAUCAUAAACAUUAACACAUUAUACGAUAUGAUGAAGCUUGUCACAUUUGGAUUAUGCUUGUGCAUUGGUGCUUUGGUGUCCAUUGACGCUGCCUCAAUUAAAGAUAAUGGCCAAACCGGAUGUUUAUUCGAUGGGCGGGUUUAUGGAAAAGGCGAAACAAUCUCGUUCGGCAAAUGCCUAGGAAGCAUGGUAUGUCUUGGAAACAACAACUACUCCCCUCCAAAGCCUGGGAACUGUAAAAGAAGCGUUGACGGACAAACCGGAUGUUAUUUCGACGGCCGAGUUUAUGGAAAGGGGGACACCAUCUCGUUCGGUAAAUGCCUUGGAAGCAUGGUUUGUCUUGGAAACAACGACUUCACCCCUCCAAAGCCCGGAAAUUGUAAAAGAAGCGUCGAUGGACAAACUGGAUGUUAUUUCGACGGUCGGGUCUACGGAAAGGGGGAUACCAUCUCAUUUGGUAAAUGUCUAGGAAGCAUGGUAUGUCUUGGAAACAACAACUACUCUACCCCUAAACCAGGGAAUUGUAAAAGAAGUGUUGAUGGACAAACUGGAUGUUGGUACAACGGUCGGGUCUAUGGUAAAGGUGAUACAAUUUCAUUCGGCAGAUGUCUAGGAAGCAUGAUUUGUCUUGGAAACAACAACUACUCUACCCCUAAACCUGGGAACUGUUAG
Owenia fusiformis is the source of this 767-nucleotide messenger RNA. The record is from the annotation of a GenBank genome assembly. Lineage: Eukaryota; Metazoa; Annelida; Polychaeta; Sabellida; Oweniidae.